Messenger RNA from Eremothecium cymbalariae DBVPG#7215, 450 nucleotides. RefSeq lists its product as uncharacterized. Lineage: Eukaryota; Fungi; Ascomycota; Saccharomycetes; Saccharomycetales; Saccharomycetaceae. The coding region runs from base 1 to 450 and encodes 149 amino acids. The record is from RefSeq and is a predicted model, not a curated record. The transcript has a single exon.
AUGAGAUUUAUAAAAAUUUCGGAUGCUAUGACAAUUAUAAGGAUAGCAGAACACCUGCGUGAUCACAAUGACUACAUUUACAUAGACUAUGAUGUCAAUGAUGAAAUAGUAGUGGUGAUGAGGGAUUCUCUGUCCGAAACUCAAUUUACUGAGACGGAAGGAGCCAUCAAUGAUAUUCUGUCGGAGAUGGUCUACCCUAACGUUGGAGUGUGCUCUGAAUACUCGUGGAUGGGUUCGAUUGACCUUGAAGCAGAUCUAAAUGCUGAGAUUGAGAGAGUGACUGAGAAUACCAUCAGGAUGAGAGUUAACGACAUCUUAGCUGACUCAACUCCAUCUAAUACGAUAUUAGUUGGGGCAAGUGACAGACAGACAUUACCGUUGCCAUUUAAGUAUCAUACACCUAAGAGUGAUGUAUUACAUCUACUCGAAGAAGAGCUUAGAUUUCUAUAG